UGCUCCUGCCCAACCUGUUGACGUGAGGUGAGAACAGUCCUCUCUCCCCGUUGGCUCUUCCUCCUCCCGAGCUCUUCCUCCUCCCGAGCUCUUCCUCUUCCCUCCUCCUGGCCGAGACAUGGACACACCGUCGGGAUAGAGACAGCGAGCAAGGUGUCAAAUUAAAGACUCACAUCCCAGAGGACAAACAAGCGGAGUAAAAAACCAGCUGCCUCAUCAAAGAGGGGUUUAGAGGAAGGACUGAAUCCCUGCGUGGAUCACCGAGAUGAACAUGGCCUUUUUAUCUGUGGAGCCCAAAUCCCUUCUGUCGCUCCUCCUCCUCCUCUACCUCACCUGCCUGAGCCAGUCGGCCAACAGCAGCUCAACCGGUCCCUCGAUCAACAGCACAGACACAUCCUCGGGUUCCUCCAACGACACCUCCCUGAAGGGUGUGCCCGGCUGCCGCACAGGACUGCACCCCGUCUACAGGUACCUGUGUGACCGCCGGGCGGCAUGGGGGAUCGUCCUGGAGACCCUGGCCUCCUCGGGCUUCCUCUUCAGCAUGGGCCUCCUGCUGGGCCUGCUGCUCUGGUCCCUCUGGAUCUGUGUCUCAGCUAAAACCCAGCGCAGCAGCAUCGGGGGCACGGUGGCCUGCAUGUCCAUGUUCCUGUUCGCCACGGCCGGGAUCUUCGGCCUGACCUUCGCCUUCAUCAUCCGCCUGACCUCUCAGACCUGCCCCACCAGGAUCUUCCUCUUCAGCGUGCUCUUCUCCCUGGCCUUCUCCUGCCUGCUGGCUCGCUGUCUCGCCCUGCUGGGCUUCGCGGCGGCCCGGGGCUGGGGGGAGCCCGCCGUGGCCCUGGGGCUCUUCACCGUGCAGGUCAUCAUCUCCACCCAGUGGCUGAUCCUGGUGCUGGUGCGGGACGAGAGGCCGUGCGAUUACAGCCAGGAGGAGUUUGUGAUGCUGCAGAUCUACGUGCUGUGCCUCCUGGCCAUCAGCUUCAUCCUCUCCAUGCACUUCCUGUGCCGCUCCUGCUCCACGCACAGCUUCAGCUACACCGGGCCCACGAACCAGCAGGGCAGACAGCAGGCCGCCAUGGUCUUCCUCACACUGCUGCUGUCCGCCGGCAUCUGGUUGGUGUGGAUCACCAUGCUCACCAAAGGGAACCCGAGGCUGGACCGCCGGCCUCAGUGGGACGACCCGGUGCUGAGCAUCGUGCUGGUGGCCAACGGCUGGGUCUUGCUGAUGGGACACGGGUUGUCCCAGGUGUCCUUCCUCUGCCGGGGCGAGGCCAAGUCACAGGAGCUCCCGCUGAGCUUCGCCGGCUGGACCAGCCCCAGCGCCGAAGUCCCAGAGCUGAGGAGUCCGAAGGAGGGACGAGAGAACGGAAGCUAUGAGUCGGAUGGAGAGAACAGGAGAGGCAGGAGAACCGACGCCUCCCUGCGCUCGCCCUACGAGUCUGGAUUCUCCAUGACAGAUAUCGACCCUAACAAGGAUUACACCAUCCCUCGCCCGCAGACCGACUACAGGGAACCUUCUGAUGAAUUUUCCGAGGAAGAAUAAACAACUCGCCACAAACGCCUUGAACCUCUUUCUCGUGCCAAUGUAAAUAUUUCUGCAUCGUGUUCAAACGACUGUUAUUUCAAACCCACGUGGAAGAAGACUCAGCAGCAGGCGGCUCGUCUGAGUUUCUUCCCCGAGGCCGGACGGGGUCAGAUUGUCUUAGUUUGCUCCGGGUGGGAAAUCCACACGACAGAAACUCAGCAGAAGUGGAUGUUCACGUUGUGCACGUUGUGAGUCCGGCUGAGAAGGUGUGUGUGUAUAUGAAAAGCCCCGAGGUGGUGGAGGAGGCGUGAAACUGUCGCUGUGAAGGUGCCAAACUGCUGAGAGGAGCAGAAAGGAGGUGGAGAGAAGGAGCUUAGCAGAGGAGGAGACACAUCCAAAGUCACUGUGCUGCAGCAUCAUCAGCACACAUGUUCAGUGUGUAUAUAAAUAUAUGAGGAGUACGACUUUUAUACAAUUGUGUGACGACAAUAAAACAUUAAUCUGUAAAA
This is a messenger RNA of Platichthys flesus (European flounder), 2031 nucleotides long. Its product is annotated as retinoic acid-induced protein 3. Gene Ontology annotation, molecular function: G protein-coupled receptor activity; protein kinase activator activity. The coding region runs from base 266 to 1540 and encodes 424 amino acids. The transcript is spliced from 4 exons. Lineage: Eukaryota; Metazoa; Chordata; Actinopteri; Pleuronectiformes; Pleuronectidae. The record is from RefSeq and is a predicted model, not a curated record. Gene Ontology annotation, biological process: G protein-coupled receptor signaling pathway. Gene Ontology annotation, cellular component: extracellular exosome; intracellular membrane-bounded organelle; signaling receptor complex.